Messenger RNA from Fomitopsis serialis, 927 nucleotides. Its product is annotated as kinase-like domain-containing protein. Gene Ontology annotation, cellular component: nucleus; cytoplasm. Gene Ontology annotation, molecular function: protein serine/threonine kinase activity; ATP binding. The transcript is spliced from 3 exons. The coding region runs from base 1 to 927 and encodes 308 amino acids. NCBI's taxonomy places the organism in Eukaryota, Fungi, Basidiomycota, Agaricomycetes, Polyporales, Fomitopsidaceae. Gene Ontology annotation, biological process: endocytosis; peptidyl-serine phosphorylation; signal transduction. The record is from RefSeq and is a predicted model, not a curated record.
AUGGAUGCUUCAGAGGUGGAUGCACCUACGGAGAUUGCGGGUCGGUACCGGUUGCGAGAAUUGAUAGGAGCAGGGUCGUUCGGUCAAGUGUACAAAGCCCUCGACAUUUGCGAGCAUGUUGACGUCGCGGUGAAGCUGGAGCCAUGCGACUUCCGGGUCAACCAGUUGGAAAACGAGGAAGAAGUUUACGACACCCUCAAAUAUACAGAAGGCUUCCCCGUCAUGCACGGGUUCGGUACGAUGGACGAGGUAAAUUACCUCGUAAUGGACCUGCUAGGGCCGUCAUUGGAGACACUUUUCCACUUCUGUGGGAAGCGAUUUACUCUCGGGACAGUCCUGCGAAUCGCGCUGCAGGCAGUCGACCGGCUCGAAAGCCUUCACGCGAGGGGCUACGUGCAUCGUGACCUGAAGCCUGCGAACUUUCUGGUCGGUGUAGGCGACCAGACAAGCCUGCUCUACCUCAUCGACUUGGGUUUGGCUGUCCCGUACAUCGACAUCGUCACUCGCGCGCACAUCAAGUACAACGAUGAACAUGAGGCAACUGGCACCCCGCUCUUCUCGUCCAUCAAUAUACACCACGGUAUUGCCCACUCGCGUCGCGACGACCUCAUCUCGCUCGCAUACAUCCUACUCUUUUUCGUUCGCGGCUCGCUGCCUUGGCAAGGCAUCCCCGGGUCCGCCAAGGCAAAGAGGAAUGACCUGUUAACAAGAGCAAAGGCCAAAGUAAAGCCUUCGCGGCUUUGCAAGGGGCUUCCUACUGCGUUCUGCGCGUUCGUCGAGUACGUCAUGACGCUGAAGUUCGACGAACGCCCGAACUAUCUAUACAUCCGCAACCUGCUCCGACAGUGCCGUUCAGGCGUCUCCGACGCAGGCGAGAACGCGUACGAUUGGGAGCAAAGGCCGGAAGAUCGUGGUGUACGAGUGUAA